AGUGAAAACUACCGACUUUCGUUUCCUUCGCGAAACUUAUUUUUACCUUGACGUUGUGCCUGGGAAAGGGGAAGUAAAUGUAGAUAUCAGAGGUGAGCUGAGUGUUUCUGUCUCAUCGGGUGGACAAACUUCAGAAACACGAUGGAGGCAGCUGACGGGGAACCACUGCUCCCGGAUGAGCUUGAAGCACCUCCUAACGCCGCCCUGAAUGAGCUGCUGAAUGUGGGGCAGGAAGCCGACAUGCAGGGUCAGGUGGAGGAGUUUCUGGCCCCGCAGGCAGAGUACAAUGAAGAAGAGGAGGAGAGGAAAUAUUACAGGAGGAAGAGGCUGGGAGUCAUUAAAAAUGUUCUUGCAGCCAGUUUAGGAGCCAUGGUUGUGUACAGUGUGUACAUGGGUCUCCUGCAGAUGCAGCUGAUUCUCCAUUAUGAUAUGACCUACCGGGAGGUGAAGUAUAGCAACCUUGGUUUGGAGGACAUCGACCGUAAGAUGCUGAUGGGCAUUAACGUCACUCCCAUCAUAGGCCUGCUGUACACCCCCAUACUUAUCAGGUUUCUUGGAACCAAGUGGAUGAUGUUCCUGGCUUCGGGAAUCUACGCACUCUUCGUCUCAACCAAUUACUGGGAGCGAUAUUACACCUUGGUUCCAUCAGCAGUAGCCAUUGGUGUGGCAAUUGUGCCAUUCUGGGCCUCCUUGGGAAGUUAUAUCACUAGGAUGGCCCAGCAGUACUAUGAAUACACCAACUACAAGGAGGAACAUGUGCAGGAGCAGAAGAAGCUUCCUAAGGGGGCGUGCAACAGCUACAUCAUAGUUUUCCACUCAGUCUUUUAUAUCAUCUUCCAUCUGAGUUUGGUCUUUGCGGAGUUCCCCAUGUUUUUUGUCCUUAACGAUUACCUGCGUGAGAGCGACCACAUUCUCAGUAGUGUCACUUCCUGCGGAGCAAAUAUCAGUGGCGUGGUCCCCGGCUUCAACACCACCGUGCUGAAAAACCUGCCUGCCUCCAUGCUGCUUAUCAAGGUGGAGAGUGUCCUGAUGGGCUUCGCCUUCCUCGCAAUGAUCAUCUUCCUCGUGCUGUGUGGUGCUGCUUACCGUCCCACAGAAGAGAUUGACCUCCGCAGUAUCGGCUGGGGAAACAUCUUCCAGCUUCCUUUCAAACACCUGAGAGACUACCGGCUGCGACUGCUCUGCCCGUUCUUCAUCUACAGUGGACUUGAAAUGAUGUUUGCCAUCACUGGAUUCUCUUUGUCCUAUGGUGUGUGCGUUUUGGGUCUCAAAAAGCUGUGGCUCCUGAUAGUGGUAUACGGCCUCUCCUGCUCCAUAUUUUCCUCCCUCUCCCUUUGCCUCCUGCACCUCCCGCGCUGGCUGUGCCUAAUCGGAGGUGCUUUUGUGCAUGGCGUGCUGCUGGUGGCUCUCAUGGCGUUCUCUCUAACGAAGAACCAACCAUCUUAUCAGGCCCCUCUGCUGGUUAUCUCUGUGCUGUGGGGACUUGGCACUGCCCUCAACAAGACGGGUGUCAGCAUUUUGGUUGGUAUGCUGUACUCUGAGGAUAAGGAACGUCUGGACUUUGUCUAUACUAUCUAUCACUGGUGGCAGGCCAUCGCUAUCUUCAUAGUCUACCUCUGGUCCCACCUACCAAUGAGGGCCAAGCUCUCCAUCCUGUUGGCCACUUUGCUGCUGGCCUGUUACUGUUAUUGGUUGAUGGAGCGUCGGCUGGCCAUGAAAGUUCAAUACAGACUGCCUCGCAUCCCUCGCCCACGGCACAAGGUCAAAGGCUACCGUUACCUGGAAGAGGACAACUCAGACGAGUCUGACUCUGACAAGAGUGAGGAGGAUGAGGACAGGGGGAGUUUUGCAGGGGAGAUGGGAGCAGAUGACAGGGAGGAAGGAGACCAAGAAGUGGGGGCCCCCAGGGCUGACUCACCAGGAGCAAGGAGGAGAAUGGCUGGGGGUCAGCGACCCAGAGAGGAGGACGCCAAUGUGCAGUAGGAAGAGGGGAAAGAGCGUCAUGGAGGGUAAGCGUGGAGAAAAAAGGAGCAGAAUCAGAGGACAUGUCUGUCAGAUAUCAUACAGAAGAGGAAGUUAAUGCUGUUGUGUUUCUGUCCCCUCCUAUUCUCACAGAUAUUUAUACACAUAUAUGAAUCUUACAUAUUUUACCCAUCAAAGCUUUUUUACCUUUUUAAUAAUCAUCAUAACUGUGAUCCAGAAGAAGGGGUAAAAAACGAAACAUUAUAUUGCAUUUCAAACAACAGGUAUGACAAUCUUAGAAGCACAUUUUGGAUAAAACAAGCUUAGAACUUGCAAAACAAACCAAAAAGUUUGUUCUGCAGUUUGUGGCUCAAUAAUUGAAUGUCUUAUAAUAACUAGUAGUUGUUGUUGUUGGGCUUUGCUAAGAAGGGAACAUAUUCUGUAACACUUUGGUAUUGAUUUUUAAAAGUAGAAUUUAUCAGACAUGAAAGAACUGAAAGAGACGGAGCACAAAUUAGUCAUUGAUUUUCUGAAUCCUCCUCAGGGUGACAUUGUUUGAAUGGAGUUGUUUUUAGAGAGUCCUGUUCAAUGUGAACAGGAUGAACAGACACGCACUUUUCACUUUAAUGUCUUUAUUUACCUUCAAAUCUACACUUGUGGAUAUGCUAUCAAUAGCAUUUUCAAACCUUUUCUAACCUGGUGUCUUACAAUGAGAUUAAGAUCUAGUCCUUGAUAUGAUACAGUACUCUCUAAAGAAAACCCACUGUGUAGCUUGAUGUAUCUCUUUGGAAGAGUAACACAUGCUUUUUACAGAAAAUAUAAAUAAUAUGAAUGUAUGUCAAUAUGCAUAGCUCAUAGUGCAACAGGUACGGGCGGUCAGUCAAGUUCAAUGCUAGUGAGGUUUGCAAUUUGAAAACAUUUGCCACACGAAUCUGAAUAUGUGAAUUGUCUCAAUAGUGAACAUGCUAAUGUUAGCAUGCUAACAUGCUCAAAGUAACAAUGUUUAUAUUUUGGGCUAAAAUGUAUACCUUGCUAAUGUAGCGUGAUAGCAAGCUAAAGGAAAAGCAAAUUUUUCACAGUAAGCGAAAACAGCCAUGGCUGAUAAGGAUGCAUUUUUCAGAUAUUUACUUAUAAACCAAAGGUGUGGAUGAAUUUAAAUUGUAACCCUUAUAAGAAAGAAAAAGGGGAAGGUUUCUAGAAAUUCAGGGGAUCACCUUAUUAAUGUAUAUAUUUUGACAAGAAAAUGAAAGUUUGUACAGAAUUAGCGGGGAAGCCAUCUGAGGGCUGAUUAAACAUUUCACUUAAAUAUCCUGAAAAAAAGAAGGAAGCACCAAAGUGUUUAUGAUUCAUCACCCAGGGACCAUGAAUGUUUGGACAACAUGUAAUGCUAAUGAAUUUAUCCCAUUAGUAAUUUAUGAUACUUCUGUACAGAUGUAUAAAGUUGUUCUGCUAGAGGGGUCACCAAAAACUGUGUUUUUUAGCCAAAAGCUGGUACAGAUAAUGAUGCAUAAAAGGAACUAUGCCAGUCAGUGUCCACAUGCCCAUCAAAAGAAGCAUUGUGACAUUUUACUGAUAAUUUAAUUGUUUAAUUGAAUUGAGAGACUUUCCUGCUUUAAUGCACACUGGCUCACUGUCGCCACAUUGUCAUUGCUGACUGGGACACUCAUACACAUUAGUCCAUCAUAAAUGUUGUUAGUACCUGUAUAUGACAAGUGAAAAUGUCAAUAGUAAAGGGUUUAUAAGGUCUUUAGAUACCAGCUAUUGGAUCAAUUAUAGGGAAAAGAGGAAGGGGGUUUGGGGUCUGCAAAAAAGGUUCAGUUGUUUAAUGUACUGAACUCGAAUGUUUUUCUUUUUGUUACUGGCAAUUUUCUGAAAAAAGUCACCUUCCUGGAAAUAACCAGACUUCAGCACACUUUUUUAGUUUGUUGGUUUAAUUGGUUUGAUUCUUUCAUUCUGCCGGUUAGACGACAGGUGAAAUGUAUACAGGUACUGUCCCUGACACGAGGGUAAGGGUUAGUUCACCUGUAGUUUAUUCUGUCAAAGUAUAAACAGAAGAAUCUUAGUUAAACUUGCUAUUAGAAAUAGGUCUAAGUUCUCUAGUGGACAUAAUGCAUUCCAUUUUUGCAAUGAAAAUACAUUUUCAGUAAACUGAUGCAAAAGCUAGUGGAUGUUACACUGAUUUUUUGUAAAAUGAAACUUUGUUCUUCUGUCUUGAAGAAACACAUUAAACACAAUGUUGUUUUGAAGAGCUUCAGUCUGUGAUUGUGUCUUUGACUAGUGGGUGGUGAAAUCUCAAAGUCACCUAAAUAUGAAAAAGUCACCUUUGUAUUAAAUCAUAAGUGACAGCCAAACACUUAUUGCCAUGGAAACUGUAAAGCACUUGAGAGAAAUGCAAAAUUGCUAAAUAAAUGGUAAAUGGACUUAAA
This is a messenger RNA of Labrus bergylta (ballan wrasse), 4388 nucleotides long. RefSeq names its product unc-93 homolog B1, TLR signaling regulator (gene unc93b1). Lineage: Eukaryota; Metazoa; Chordata; Actinopteri; Labriformes; Labridae. Gene Ontology annotation, molecular function: Toll-like receptor binding. Gene Ontology annotation, cellular component: endosome; lysosome. Gene Ontology annotation, biological process: toll-like receptor 3 signaling pathway; toll-like receptor signaling pathway; intracellular protein transport. The record is from RefSeq and is a predicted model, not a curated record.